Messenger RNA from Erigeron canadensis, 2287 nucleotides. RefSeq lists its product as uncharacterized. The record is from RefSeq and is a predicted model, not a curated record. The transcript has a single exon. NCBI's taxonomy places the organism in Eukaryota, Viridiplantae, Streptophyta, Magnoliopsida, Asterales, Asteraceae. Gene Ontology annotation, molecular function: protein binding. The coding region runs from base 181 to 2133 and encodes 650 amino acids.
CAGCUGAAUAAUCUCAAAUCACACCCCCUGAAAAAAAAAAAAAAAAAAAAAUCUAAUUUUAUGCCCUAAAUUCACUCACACAAACACACUUUCCAUCACCAAUAAUCUCGAUCUCACUCACACUUAUUUCGUGAUUUAAUUUCAAUCACACACACACUAAUCUCAUGUAUUAAUCCACCUAUGGAUAAUUUCAAAGGCAAGUAUUUCUUAAUCUAUUUUUUCUUAAUAUUUACUUUCAUUUCAAAUGCUAAUAGUAGUUCAGUUGAUACAACAACAAUAACAGAUCCAAAAGUGACUAUAGAACAUAUUAUAAAUGUACUAAAUAAACAUGUAUCACAAUUAGGACAGCUUGACGAGGUUGUUAAAAACUUAACAGAAUUAGUUACAAAACUAGAAUCACGUGUUUUAUCACCUGUUGUUGUUCCGGAAUUUAAGGAAUCUAAGUUUGAUAGUGAUGAGAAAACCCCGGGACUCGAAUCGAAAGACGAAAAGUUUGUUGUUGAUGAUGAAAGUGGAGAAAACAAACAAUUAGGUGCUGUGUCGGUUACGAAACAUAGUUUGUUUUGGUCCGAGAGGUUUCAGUUUGUUUCGGCUGUGAAACUUGAAACGAAAGCGACUUUUCUUAAUGUUUUGCCGUUUAAGGAUGUUGAAGGGUUGAGUAAGUAUAUUGCUGUUGGUGAUGAUGUUGGGAAGGUUUAUGUGUUUACGAGGUACGGUGAGGUUAUGUUGCAGUUCGAUACACGGACGAGUUCACCUGUGACGUCGAUAUUGUCUUAUUUUUCGGUUUUUAGGAACGAGAGUGUAGUGGUUACGGGACAUGGGAAUGGGGUUAUUUUAGUACAUAAGGUUUGGGAAAUACCGAAUGGUGAUGAGUUGAAUUUGCUUGAGAGGGAGACGGUGCUUAAACUUGAUCCAGAAGUUGGGUCGUCGCCAAUAAGCAUAUUGGAGCUUCAUCAUAUUGGGAGGGUGAAGUAUAUUGUGUCAAUUGAUGUGGAUGGGAAGAUUAAGGUUUUUAAAGAGGGUGGUACGGUGAAAGGAACGCUUGUUCCUAGUAGUCGUCCCCUCGCAUUCUUGAAACAGAAGUUGUUGUUUUUGACGGAAACUGGCGCUGGGUCGUUGGAUUUGAGGGCUAUGAAGCUUAGGGAAGCUCCGUGUGAAGGUUUUAAUGGAUCAUAUGCUUUGAAUUAUAUUUUUGAUGCGUCGGAUAGAGGUAAGGCUUAUGGAUUUACAUCGGGAGGUGAGUUAGUGCAUUUGCUUAUAUAUGGUGACUCGAUGAAUUUCAAGUGUCGUGUAAGAUCGAAAAAGAAGUUUGAUAUAGAUCAUGGGCCUUUAGCUUUUGAAGCAAUUAAAGGUUAUUUUCUUAUUGUUAGUCAGGAAAAGGUGUUUGUUUAUAAUGUCUCUUCGCAGCUUUAUGUGAGAGCUGGUUUACCACGUCUUGUGUUUUCGGCUGGGCUUGAUGAAAUUAUAGCUUCAUUUUUGAAUUAUCGAGCAUUGGGGAGAUUAAAUGCUAAAAAAGAUGAUUUGAUACCAUUAAUCGCUAGUGACCAUGAAAAGCUUGUGAUUUUAAGUUUAGGAAAUGGGUAUAUCGGAAUGUAUCGUUCUAAUCUUCCCGUUACAAAAGGUGAAUUCAACACCAUGUUAUGGAGUACUCCCGUCUUGUUUUUCAUACUCUUUCUUUUUGUAGCGUGGCAUUUUUUCGCUAAUAAGAAGGAAGCUUUGACCUCAUGGGGCCCGGAUGAUCCAUUUACGAAUGGAGCUCCAUCUGGUACUAGUUCUGGUCCUGGGGAGAGAUCUUUUGGGGAUUCUACUUCGAGAAAUCAUGACAUUAUGGAUCUUAGAGGUGGCAGCGGGGGUAGUGCUGGUGGUGGUGUUGGGAGUGGCAGCAAUGGCAGCGGUGGUGGAUUAAGAGGGCCACCAAGAAGGUAUGGCUCACCAACACGGUACACAGGUCCUGGUGGGAAUUCGUAUAGACCAACCUCUAUCGAACAGAACCCGCGACCCACCUCGGUAGACCCUGAUUUCAGAGGCUCGGAGUUGAAAUAUAGAGGGUCGAAUAUUGAAUCUAGUGGUUUUGGCCAAAGAAGAGAGAGUUUAUUUGUAAACAGUCAAGUUGUGGACGAUCAUGGCAGUUAACCACACAUAUUUCCUUCUGCAACUUUGGAUCAUCGAUAUCUGGCUGUAAGCUGUUUAAGAAUGCAUAUGUAUGUCCUUUACUAUGUAUGUGAUCCGUUAUUUUAGGAAGAAAGUAAUAAUCACAAGUUUUAUAAGCAAAGUUAUUUUGUUAUAA